This is a messenger RNA of Penicillium canariense, 255 nucleotides long. RefSeq lists its product as uncharacterized. The record is from RefSeq and is a predicted model, not a curated record. The transcript has 2 exons. The coding region runs from base 1 to 255 and encodes 84 amino acids. Lineage: Eukaryota; Fungi; Ascomycota; Eurotiomycetes; Eurotiales; Aspergillaceae.
AUGCCCCCUGCUGGACUCCGUACUCAGGGUGACCUCCUAACCCAGCCCCUCCAUGCCGAUCAGCAGAUCGACCCGCAUGAAGCGGACUCGAGCGGUACUACCAUCUUCAGCAAGACAGCCCUGCAGAGCAUCGGAUGUUCGGCACCACCGCCGCCCACAAGCCACACCGCGGGUGCCCAAUCAGCGCCGCCAGAACCUGGUCUCUCAUCCCGCGCGAUCAGCAAGGACCGUAUUUUUGGUCUGGAUGAGAUAUGA